This is a messenger RNA of Drosophila grimshawi, 1235 nucleotides long. Its product is annotated as TOX high mobility group box family member 4. NCBI's taxonomy places the organism in Eukaryota, Metazoa, Arthropoda, Insecta, Diptera, Drosophilidae. The transcript has 2 exons. Gene Ontology annotation, biological process: regulation of transcription by RNA polymerase II. Gene Ontology annotation, molecular function: chromatin DNA binding. Gene Ontology annotation, cellular component: nucleus. Bases 123 to 986 code for a protein of 287 amino acids. The record is from RefSeq and is a predicted model, not a curated record.
GCCCAACACUUACAAAUCACCACAGCUGGACAACACAAGAAGAAAUCCACGCUAAGAAACAAAUAUAUAUUUUUGUUUAUUAUCGAAAACAAAGAACAAUCUGAACGAAAUUGACCCAAGCAAUGAAUCAAUUUCACACGCCCUCCUUCGGCGACGAAGUCUUCGAGAUGAAUGAAACGCCCCUGGAACAGACGACACAACAACAACAACAAAAUGCUUCACGUCGCAUCAGUCGACUCAGCAGUUUCGAUCAUUCCACGCUGGGUGACGAUGAGAAUGGGCACAUGGAGCAGCACUAUGAAACAAACAGCGUAUACAGUAACAGUCACAAUCUAUUGCCAACAACAGCGCAGCAACAGCAACAGCAGCUGUUACCACAACAGUCACAUCAACAGCAGCAGCAACAACAACAGACUCAGGCUCCAUCUAAACCUUUAGCUCCAUAUGCGCUCUUCUUUCGCGACACAAUGACGGCAAUUAAGCAACAGAAUCCCGCUUGUACGCUGGAGCAAAUUACAGCGAUAGCGCACAACAUGUGGGAGUCAAUCGAUGAGAAGCAGAAAAACGUCUACGAUCAGCGGCAUGAGCUGGAAAAGCGCGAAUAUAUGCGACAAGUUCGCGAUUAUCAGCGCUAUCAGCAAUUAGGCGAAACAGGGACAGCAACAACAACAGAAACAGCAACAUCAUACGAACAGUCGUCGCUACUAACCGAGGAAGAGACGCCGGCAAUUGCUGCUGUUGCUGCUGCCGCAGAGCCCAUUAACAGCAGCGGAAUACCAACGUCAACGACGCCGCCGCCAUCAGAACAAAUCCAAUUGUUAACAGAAGCGGCUGCUGUACAGAAAUGUACGCGAGAUCAAUGCAAUAAGCCGGCAAUAAUAAAUCCUGAUUGGGAGGACGAGUAUUGCAGCAAUGAAUGUGUUGUCAUUCACUGUCGCAAUGUUUUUACUGAGUGGGCGCGCUCCUUGCAGAACUCGCCCACGUAGUAAUUUUAUUUAAUAGCCGCACUUUUAGUUAUUAACUAAAGUAUUUAGCCAAACAAUCGAAAUCGUUAAUCGCGAGUGUUGUCAAUCAGCUGAUUUCAGCGCAGCGUUGCCAGUUAAUUUAUUGAAAGACUGGAAUAUGGAAUCUGAAACAUGGCGCGCAUUCAAAUUUGUUUUGUAUAUUGUUUUUCUUCCGUUUCGUUCAACAUGCUAGUAUUAUGCAUUUAUCAAUAAUAAAAAUUGAGAAAGAAA